Empidonax traillii (willow flycatcher) is the source of this 674-nucleotide messenger RNA. RefSeq names its product lipase member H-like. Gene Ontology annotation, molecular function: lipase activity. The annotation marks the transcript as partial. The transcript has 6 exons. NCBI's taxonomy places the organism in Eukaryota, Metazoa, Chordata, Aves, Passeriformes, Tyrannidae. The record is from RefSeq and is a predicted model, not a curated record.
GUGCAUGGAGCUUCUCUUGACUCUAUGUAUAUGAUUGGAGUUAGUCUUGGGGCUCAUGUAGCUGGUUUUGUUGGCCAGAAGUAUAAUGGCAAACUUGGAAGAAUUACAGGUCUUGAUCCAGCGGGACCUUCAUUCACGCACGAGCCACCAGAUGGGAGAUUGGAUCGUUCUGAUGCACAGUUUGUUGAUGUAAUUCAUUCAGAUACUGAUGCCCUAGGUUUCAAGAAACCUUUAGGAACCAUUGAUUUCUAUCCAAAUGGAGGAACAGAUCAGCCUGGUUGUCCAAACACAGUUUUCAGCGGAAUUCAGUUUUUCAAGUGUGACCAUCAAAGAGCUGUUUUCCUCUUCUUAGCAUCUUUGAAAAGGAAGUGUGACAUAAUAACAUAUCCUUGUGAGUCUUACUCGGAUUACAAGAGAGGAAAAUGUGUUGAUUGUGAUGCUUUCCAGCCGAUGUCCUGUCCAGUACUGGGUUAUCAUGCUGAUAGAUGGAAGAAAUGGUUAAUAGCAAAAAAUUCACCAACGAGAGCUUAUUUUGAUACCUCGGACCAAGACCCAUUCUGCAUGUACAACUACUUACUGGACAUUACUACCUGGAAUAAAAGCAACAGGAGAGGUUUCAUUAAAGUUAAAAUAACAGACCAUGCUGGAAACACAGUAGAAUCAGAGAUGAAUAG